AUGGAGACCGACACGUUGCCAUACGAUGGUGAUGGAGCAGCAUGGGACGUUUGGAAGGUGCCAACCUAUCAAUCUGGUUGCAAGAACCAGACGUUUGAGGUUAGCUCAAAGCAUUCACCCGAGGAUGAUGCUGUUGCACCGACGAUACCAUACGAUACCGUGUGCAACAUGGAUCCGGAGAUGGAAGGUCUAGUUGGUGAUGCCACGCUUGCAUAUGAAGCAGGCGGUCCAGGCGAAAUACCAGAAGUGAGCACUUUUACUAGCAUGCCGCCGCCGGCAUUGUCACCCCCGGCAGCCGUUGCGAUUGAGCACGAGGCACCUACCUUGGCGUAUGGAGACACGCUCGUUUUGCAACCGGAAGAUGAUGCAGAUCAGGCAGCGCCAACGGAACCUUGUCCGGAGGCAGUGCCAGAGGCAGUGCCAGAGGCAGUGCCAGAGGCAGUGCCAGCUCCCGCGGAGAUUGCGGAGCGGCCCAGUUGUGCAUCCAGAUCCUGUGAGUCUCCGCAGCCCCUCGAAGUGGCUGGAACGGGUCGACAGACUGAAUUGGGUGGACGACUGUCCGCAUCGGGUCUUCGACUUCGGCUCUGGCACAAGCAGCCGCCUCCAACAGGAUAUGUCCCUCCGAGGAGAGCAUCUCGAGCAAAACCCAAGGCGCGCUCGUCUGCACCUGCGAAGAGGUCUGCGGCAUCUGUCGCUCCAGCUGAGCCUCACUCUGUCGGCAAGAUGGUAGGUUGCAGAGUCUCCGUGACAGGUGAUGGAUGGGGUGGCGGAACCGGAGGGUACGAGGCCACAGUCGUGGACUCCGAUGACCUUUCCUUGACGGUUAUAUACAGAGACGAUGACAAGAAAUGGAAGGAGACCCACGUUCUGCGCCAACACUGUGAUCUUCUUGAUGCCCCUGAGGCUGAGGACCCCCUGAGAUUGAUAUCGCCAGCCUGA
Symbiodinium necroappetens is the source of this 939-nucleotide messenger RNA. Lineage: Eukaryota; Dinophyceae; Suessiales; Symbiodiniaceae. The record is from the annotation of a GenBank genome assembly.